Molecule: messenger RNA, 2199 nt
Organism: Colletotrichum orchidophilum
Lineage: Eukaryota; Fungi; Ascomycota; Sordariomycetes; Glomerellales; Glomerellaceae
Exons: 4
Coding region: 1-2199 (732 amino acids)
Biological process (GO): regulation of DNA-templated transcription
Molecular function (GO): DNA-binding transcription factor activity, RNA polymerase II-specific; zinc ion binding
Source: RefSeq, a predicted model, not a curated record
AUGGCCUCUGUUUCUUCAAGAGGCCCUACGCCUCAUUCGCCUUACGAUGUGCAGUCCGCGGCCGACACCGAAGAAUCGUGGCAGUAUCUCGACUACGCCUCCUAUCCGGCCUCAGUCGGCUUCCUGCCCAGCCCGGCCAGCGGCAGCCUCAACGGCUUCGCAGUCGUCGACCACCACGCCAGCUCGGACCCGGCGGGCCUAUCCCCGCUAAAUCUCGACCUCGAUCAGCCCGCCUUCGCCGCCUCUAGUUUCCCGGACCAAGCGGAGGCCCUUGCCGCCCCGGCGCCGUCUGUUGAUAGCCAAUUCGUUUCUGGCGCUCAGGAACCAAAUUUCCUGACGCCGCAGGGCUUCCUCUUUGCAGAGGAGCAGUUGGAUCUAAGCGAACUGACAACUUUCGUCAACUCAUUCCACUCGAACAACGCCCCUCUGACCGGCCUAGACACAUUCCCCCAACGGCAGUACGAUGGCGAUAUCGACUUGUCUCAGACUCUAUCACCCAGCAGCAACCCGGGCCCAUGGAACCCCACGACCCUCAAAGUCGAUAAUGGCAGCUCAAUAUUCUUGAUGGAGGAUUUCUCUGCUUCCUCUUCUCAGAGCUCCACGUCCACGAGCCCCUCUCAGUCUAAUUCCAACUCCCCAGAUCUCAAGCACGAGGGCGACAAGGCGGCUUCGGCCAGCCAGAUACGCAAGGUCAUCACCGGCAAGGUCGAAAAAAAGAAGGCUACUGAACCUGCGAACAAAUUCGUCAUCGUCACUCCAAACUCCAUCAACGCCCACUCAGGCCGGCCCAACCCUUGGGAGUGCUUCGAAGCCAUGAAGACGCAAACGCGUGGUCGCAAAGGUCCCCUGGCAAACGCAACAAAGGAGAGCGCUCUUCAGGUCCGCCGCUUGGGUGCUUGCUUUUGCUGCCACAGCCGCAAAGUCAAGUGUGAUUCGCAGAGGCCAUGCAAGAGCUGCAAAAAGCUCGCCGGCCAGGUGCCGCAGGUCGUUUGCUGGCAGUUUUCCGACUUUUUGACAGUGUUAUUCCCCGAUUUUAUGCGCAGCCACUUCCGCAAGGACCAGAUGUCAAAGUUCAUGGCGGAGAAUGUCGACGUCGACGCGGUGCAAUUGGCUCCUUGCGAGGUUGAGCUCUUCUCUGGCCUCUCAGCGUCGCUCAAGGUUCGGGCGAGGUUCUUCAAGCCCCGAACGGCGGACGUGCAGCAGCACUACCACUUGCACGUGCAAAGAGACCGGGUAGACCUGCAAGCCAGAGGCUCGGCGCCAAUGGUAUUGGAGCUGGACUCGGCGUCUCAGAGGGAGGCCUUGAGGAAGAAGGUGAAGGAGUAUCUCGCCGCCAUUGCAGCCGAGCCCAGGUUCGCAAUGUCAGUGACGGAGUCAAUACAGCACACGAAGGUGCCAGAGAAAGUGUUGGAUAUUGUGCAGACGUACGCCAACAAGUCUGAUUCCUCGAUGGUCAAGAAGGCAUUGGCGAUAUACGGCGCCCAUUUCGUCAUGACUCGCCACCUCUGCAUCACACGGCAGAGCGUCGUGAGCCUUCAGGACUCUGGUCUUGUCCCCCAAGAAGUACCCUGGGUGACACCGCGCGUGGUCAACAGGCAGAUCAAGGCGGUAAUCGACGAACUCCUGAUGAGGGACAUGCAGCACCUCUUCGAGUCCUUCUCCAAGUCGCUCAAGCCCAAGUCGAAACGGGAAUGGGCGCCUUGCAUGGCCUCAUUCCUGGUACUGUGCCUUUUCAUGGAAUCGGUCGAGACGUCCGCGGAUAACUUUGUAGUGGCCCUCAACGAGAUCAGCCUGCGCAACCACACGCCUCCGGAAUACAAACGCCAGGACGCUCUGAACAUCAAUAAGGAGGUCGAGAACAUGCCGUUCAAGCAGUUCGCGUACCAAUUUCACCAGAUCUACCAGACCCACAGCCGGGACACGGCGACCAAGCCGUUCAAUCCCAUGCUCAACAACUCGUGGGCCGAGCAAGGCGACCUGGACAGGCCGGCCACGGAGAUGGUCUUGCAAUUAAACAAUCUGAUCCAAGAGAAUGGCGGUGAACUCGAACUCUUGGCGAUGGACCCAAUUCUCCCGACCUGCGGCGAGCAGCACCCGUUCCCACGCGACGUAUCUGCAAACUAUACCGGCCGGCUAGCAGCCAAGUUCUUGUUGUCUUUCAGUGACGAGAAGCAUAUUUUUGGCGAGAAUUGGUUUUGA